UCCCUGGUUUCAAAGGAAGGAGGUCUAGCCAAUGUCUUGUAAUGUGUGGGGAAGUGAAGGUUCUUUUGUGAAAUGGAAGCGAAGUAAUUGCCGGCAUUGUCUGUAUUGUACCAAAACUGUGCUACAAUUUGGUUGUGGGUUUGCGGAAGGCCACAGAAUUUAUUAGCUUUGGGAUUUGCGGAUUCGGCGUUAUGAGGCAGCAGUGAUUUUCGCAACAUCUGACCUUGAAUUAUGUACUUCUCAGUCGGAUGGCCUGAUGUUUUCAAGCCCCAAGAUAGUGAUGGCGGGGAUCUCAUACUCGUUAGAGCCAAUGACUCCCAGUCCCUGUUUGCCGUGUUGUCAGCGCGGUCUCUGUAUAUCUGGUCUAGCAAGCCGCGCGUAUUGUCAUCUGUCUACUCGCGUUGUGAGAAGUCAAUAAGCGACCAUGGCACCAAUGCCGAUCUUGUGUGGGCUGCCAGUGGAGAUCGUCUUGUUGUUUCCACGUCCAGUGGACGGUUGCUGUUCUUCCACGUUGAAAACGAUACGUCAGAGACAGCGUUCCCCAACGAAGCACACCAUGGGAUUGUGUCUUCUGUUACCCUUACUCACACUAACGUUGUGCCAGUGGCUGGAGAAAUAACAUGCCUUCAUCGUAUUGAUGGUCCAUGUGUUGUGACGAAGACGCACAUCCUUCGCUACAAGUGGAAUGGCUCGCUAAUGUAUGCUCUGACAAUGCCACCUCUAGUUAAUCCCGAUGCUGCAGCAGCGACCCCUUCCUCGGAAAACGUUGAGAAGUAUGUUGUCCACUUGGAAUUUCAGCCACUGAUGCGUGGCAUCGGCCUUGUCUUCAACACUGGCGAAGCAGCUUUCUGGCUGAAUCCAGCGAAGAAUCACACGGCACUCGCCUGGGCUCCCGGUGUGGAGGCUGCGAACCGGGUGGCGCUAAACGGGAAGUUUAGGCUGAUGGCUGUUGGCACGCGGAGUGGCAAGUGUUUUGUCUUCACACUUGAGGAUGAGUUGAACAAGUUGAUGCUCUCUCACACACUGUUCCUGGCAAGCACCGACUACCCGAACCUACACCUGGGCGCAGUCAAGUGCCUACAGUGGUCACCCGAUGGCUACGCACUCGCCAUGUCCUGGCACGGCUUUGGCUUGGCCGUGUGGAGCUGUUUCGGAUCUUUGCUAUAUGCAUCGGUUACCAACGAUCACAAACUCCUGCCUUCCUGGCCGAUGCAUUGCCAGCUUGAGAUAUAUUCAUUGGCUUGGCUAGCUACUGGUUUCCAGCUGAUGUUCUUGGCAAAUUCCCUGCAUCCAGAUGCACCCCAAACGCAAGGAAGCAUCUUUACCAUGAAGUUUGUGAAGAGUGCCCUGACAUCAAAUCCAUGUUUUAGCAAUCAGAAACAUCUCGUUCUCUACGGCGACAACCAGGUUCUGCUGCAGCCCGGCGAGAGUAUUCUAAGGAGCCGGGUCAUGCCUCCUAUGCCCAGCACACGACCUGAAUCUUCUACGUCUCGAACCUCUCUAACAAGCUUUGACGAUGACUUACGGCGAUCAGUCGACCUGCCCAUUCCCAUCAACCUGGUGAUUGGGCCCACGUCGAAACAGGUGUCCGUUUCAUCUGUACAGGAUGGUGUGCGUGGCAGUGACUUUGCUCACCAGCAACAACAAUCCACCCAGCAACCUUGGAUCACUCUGCAGGUACCGGAGAAGUAUAUACAAGCGAACUGGCCACUACGGUAUGUUGCAGUGAGUGAUUCGGCACGCUAUGUUGCCGUGGCUGGACAGUACGGCAUAGCGCACUGUAAUGUAGCAACGCAGCGUUGGAAAGUCUUCGGCAAUGUCUCACAGGAGACGAAUAUCACUGUGUGUGGUGGUCUGGCAUGGUGGAAGGACAUGAUAGUGGUACCAUGUCACAACUACAACGAUGACAGUGAUGAGAUUCGGUUCUAUCCCCAAUCAUCCAAUCUCGACAACAGUAAUGUAGCUCUGACAUUACGGGUACCGUGCGUAAUUCACCUCAUCAACCUGCUAAGCAACUGCCUGUCGGUGGUGACGCGCGACAAGAAGCUGCACCUGUUUGGCCUGCGCCUGGACAAGAACGGCCCCAGCGGAUCAGGCAUGAUUGUGCUGCACAGUAUGCCAGAGUUAUCGUUAGCGCAGUUCGUUCCGUCUAUAGUACAUCUCAUCGCGCUGUUUCCCACCGAGAUGUCAAUGGAAGCGUCAUCGGCCGACAGUGAUAACAGUGCGAAUCCGAAGGCGGAGGGAACGUUACCGAAGUCGCUGGUUGCGAAUGUGUCCGGCCGAGUGCUGGUGCUGUCGCGUGACCUCGCAUCUGCACCCUCCUCUCAACCGUCAACAUCACAGUCAGCAAGCACUGUACCGUACUGCCGGCCAGUUGCCCUGGCCUCGUCUGUAGAAAUGAUCUGGUCUGCUGCACACUCUACAUCAUGCCGCUACCUGCAGCAGGCGCUGUGGUUGGGCUGCGGUGCAAGCGGGAUGAAGGUGUGGCUACCUCUCUUCCCAACUAGUGACGACCCGCAGCCAUCGUUUCUUUCUAAGCGCAUCAUGCUCACAUUCCCACUUCGUAUUUAUCCAUUAGCGAUCUGCUUUGAGGAUGCGGUGGUCAUUGGUGUAGCGCAAUCCUUCAAGGAGAUUGUUGUCAACUCCGACUGCUCCUCUUCCAGUCAGCUGUUUCCUUUCGCAACGACAGAGCGCACAGUUCAAAUAUAUCUUCAUCAUAUUUUACGUUCAUUACUUCGUCGCAACACGGUAGUACAUUGUGAAGAAAUUGCACAGAGCUGCAGUUCAUUACCGUACUUUGCACACGUGCUUGAGCUAAUGCUUCACGAGGUGCUCGAGGAAGAGGCAGUCAAGCGACCGCAGGAUGCACUACUGCCAGCCAUCAUUGCAUUCCUGAAGCUGUUUCCACAGUACCUAGAGGUGGUGGGUAGGUGUGCUCGCAAGACUGAAGUCGCACUAUGGAGGCAUCUCUUCCAGUACGUCGGCAGUCCGGAGGAGCUAUUCGCUGAAUGCCUGGCUCACAACCAACUGGAAAUGGCUGCCUCCUAUCUCAUCAUCAUUCAGAGUAUUGAAGCACCGAAAGUCAGCCGACAGCACGCAACACGCCUACUGAAUUCAUCGCUGGAGCAGAGGCUGUGGCCGCUGGCCAAGGAUUUAGUUCGCUUCCUCAGGACAAUAGCAGCAUCAUCAGAGCCUGCAACACCGACAGCGUCCGUACCGCCCGUAAGCAUUGCAACAUCACCGGUGACCGCUGAACGCCGACCUCUGGGCAGGAUGUCCUCUGCUGACUCUACUGGCAAGGACGAACCAGAGAUGAACUUUGUCCGCCCUGUGUUCACCACUGGCGAUAUCCAGUCUUCAAGAGAGGAGUACUUCAUUGACGUGAUUUUGGCACGGCAUGCUCGCAAGAUGCUGGCGGAGGGAAACCUGCGGGACUUGGGUAGCUUCGUUGCCUAUCUGGACUUUCCCUUGAAAUCGUGGCUAACGAAGGAAAGGUAUCGAGUCGGGAAGGUUGAGAACUUCAUGGCCUGCUUCCAGAUGAUUCACACUGACUUUGAAUGGCCACUUCCCAACACUCCUGUUGAGUUCUCUGCGGUACGGCGCUCGGCUGCUGAUGUCCAGUUGCUAUCUCCACGCUUGUCAUGCGGCUCUACAAGCAGUACGACUGCAUCGGACUCGGCAAACGCCGCCUCUGCAAGCGCAGCUGCUGCCUCCAUGUCGCCUCCAGACCAGUUCAAGACCAAUCCGCCGUGGAGUAGUCUUGUGGCGUUGUCGUCAGCACUGCGUGACAACAUCAGCAUCAAAAGUGCCUCAUCGCUGGAUGCACUGAGUGAUUUUGGUGGCGAUGAUGACACAAUGGAUGAAAGCGUGCUGGCAGAGAUGAAUGAGUCGCGUAAGGGCUCUCAUCAGUCCGAACAAGAACUGAGAUACAUGAUGACGGUGAUGCUGUCAGCAGGCUGCUUCGACUGGGCAAUUCUCAUAGCCGUGGUGUUGCGUGAUAGCAGUCGAGUAAAUACUGUACUACAUGUGGCACGUGAUGUGGCCACAAGCUUGACGGAAUUCUCCGAGCGCAAGGAAGCGGCCUCAAUGGCGGAGCGCAUUCUUGUCGGCUUGGAUUUGCUCUGCAAGUGGGCCCAGGAUCGCUGUGAGUUCUUCCUGCCCUUCUUGAACAGUGUCACGGACCAGUGGUCCUCCAUCGUCCAGGCUCAAGUGGACGUUAUGGAGAACCAAACGACGCCGACACAGGAUGGCUGUGUGUUUGCCAUCCCCUCGAGUUCUUCAACUGAUGGUGCGCCUGCCGAUGGUACUGCGCCGGGAAGUGAUGAAGCUGCGACUGCGCGUCGUGAUUCUUCAACGCUACGGACGCCGUCUUCGGGCUCUCGUGGAAGCGCAUCUUCCGAUGGUGGAGGUUGCGUCAUAUCUUGAAGGGAAUGAAACGACACGCUUUCUUGUCACCGCAGUGCCCGACCCUGUUCUACUGUUCUGUUUUGCACCUGACUGCUAGCUGUUAGCUGUGCACGUGUGUGUGCGUGCGUCCUUCGGGUCUUGUCAAAGUCAUCGCCAACUGCCAGAUGAGGUACACAAACAGACACACACACUCUCUCUGUCACACAUACACACUGUCUGGUAAGAUGUGAUAUGCACAACUCUGAGCUUGCCAGGUGUCUCCUGAGAAGGGUCAGGGUACCUUUAGAGCGAGCAACCUCUUCAGUUGGUAUGUUGUUGGGAACUGGAAGCUGAUAUUUAUUUUUAGGCGCCAGUGGCAACUUGCCUUGGUCUCUCUCUCUCUAUCUUUCUCUCUAUCUCCUAAAUAUUUCCCUUUUAUUAUUCAACCUUCGCUUAGAAUGUACCACUAGUACCUCCCUAUCAAACUAGGGUUUAGCUGCACUUGCUUUCACUCAUAGUUGUACCCUGUAAGGUAUGUCGCCCUAACAUGGCUUCAGUGUGUUCAUGGCCGUCAGUGAAUCUGUCCCCGGCCUGCAACCGUCAAGUCAAGAUGCACUGCGCGCGCACACACACACAGACACGCCUAGUUGUUCGUCUGUGUGCCGCCAGGACUGCUCUUCUCCACCUAGCUCUAGUCAUGUGAUACCAUAAUUUGAAACUGCCAAUGUUAUAGUCUCACUUGUGUGGCAGCCUGCUGUCGAUUACACGACACCAACAGCAACACAUCCAUCGAUCAGCCAUUCAUCAUCAUCAUCUUCAUCAUCAGCAACAUCAUCAGCAACAUCGUAUUCCACGAAUAUCAUUAUUAUUUUACAUUUCCUUGAAUACAUACAUCAUCAUGAUCAUAUCAUCAUCCAUUGCCAAACGAAUGAAAGUCAUGAAAGUCAGCAGUCAUGAUAAUGUUAUCCUGCCACGUAACUACAUGUACAGUACGUAUCGUUAAAAGCAGGAGUGCUUGAUAAACGAAUUUUGAUUCUGAA
Sycon ciliatum is the source of this 5426-nucleotide messenger RNA. Its product is annotated as guanine nucleotide exchange factor subunit RIC1-like. The transcript is spliced from 37 exons. Gene Ontology annotation, cellular component: Ric1-Rgp1 guanyl-nucleotide exchange factor complex; cytosol; Golgi membrane. Gene Ontology annotation, biological process: intracellular protein transport; retrograde transport, endosome to Golgi. The record is from RefSeq and is a predicted model, not a curated record. Lineage: Eukaryota; Metazoa; Porifera; Calcarea; Leucosolenida; Sycettidae. Gene Ontology annotation, molecular function: protein binding. Bases 232 to 4425 code for a protein of 1397 amino acids.